Messenger RNA from Phaedon cochleariae (mustard beetle), 2700 nucleotides. Lineage: Eukaryota; Metazoa; Arthropoda; Insecta; Coleoptera; Chrysomelidae. The record is from the annotation of a GenBank genome assembly.
AUGUCUUUAUUAAAAUUAACGUUCAAGGAGACCAAAAUAUUGUCCACCAGCAACCAAGAUUCAGCUGAUAAUGAUAUCAACGAAUCAAAAACUUCCAAGUUUACUACAGAUUCCAUCAAACCUGAAGUGGAAAAGAAAGCUCAAAGCUUUUCAAGAAGCGAAGUUCCCUCAGUAACUAUAAGAAUGAUGAAUUUUUGUAGGGAACUUGCAAUUUUCUGUCUCAUAAUUGUAACAUAUGCAGCACUAACAAAAGAUCCUCCAAAAAUAUCUAAAGCUCCAGCAGCCUAUCCAUUUUUCACAAAAAAAGCUUUUUUAACUGACUGGUACAAAGGAGAAAUCAGUAGGGCCAUAGAAUCCUCUAGGUUUGGUGAUAUUGCUUUUAUUAUGUUCUAUGCUCCUUGGGAUGCUGAAAGCCAAGCAGCACGUAAAGAGUUUGAGUUAGCUGCUGAAUAUAUGACAAAAUUCGUGAAUUUUGCUGCUGUGAAUUGCUGGCAACCUCACAGUGAAUGCAGAAAUCAAUAUAGUAAAGUCUAUAGGUGGCCUGUUCUUAUAGCAUACUUGGCACAUGGAAGAGGAGUGCAAUAUAGUGGUCCUAUUAGUGCUCCACACAUGAUUCAAUUCCUGAAGAAAGUUUCUAAUCCUUUUACACUAAUAACCACUGACUACCCAAAGGACUUCAAAGAUGCCUAUGUCAUUGCUGAACUGGACACUUCUCCUGGAAGUUUGGACUUUGCUGUUUUUUAUUCAACUGCACUGAAAUAUUUAGAGAAAGAUCCUCAGUAUUGUAUUUCAUUUUAUGUGAAACCUGUUGUGAUAGCAAAGCCAGCAUUGUACCUUCAUCUUUGGAAUGAAACAUUAAUUUAUCCCAUACAUGAGAAACAAUGGAUGCCCGAUGAAAUUCUCCAUUGGAUAAUUCAAAGCAUGCAUCAGAUGACAGCAUGGGUGCCUCCUUCUGGUUCUAAAAGUAUCACUAUUUACAACAGUAUGUCUAAUGGAGUAGCUCUCAUUUUAUUCACACCAAUGAACAUUCUACAUUUUGGAAAUGAUUAUUAUACUAUGUUUCAGGAAAUUGCUCAGGAAUACUACAAUUGCAGGGAUGAUAUUUCAGUAAAUUUCAAUUCUGUGAAUUUGGAGCUGAAGAGGUCAGCUAGUUUAUUGGACUACAAGAAGUUACAAUCUACAUGCAGAUCAAACAUAUUGAAUCAUAAAAAACUCGCAUAUAAUGUGACAUCUUUUUGGACCAAUAUGUCCAAUUACUCACAUAGCAAAGAACCGAAAAGCUGUGAUAUAUUAGGUGGAAGAUAUUCAUGUAAUGUGUGCCUAAGUUAUUUCAAUCCAGUUGACUGCCAGGAGAUUCAUCGUUUUAAUACAAUAGAUGAAACAGCAUGUGAAAGUGAAAAUAAACAUUUUCAAAUCUACACAACCUCAUUAUUAACAGGUAUGAAUGAUUUGAAAUCGGCUAAAAAUCUGCAAAAGUCAUUUCAACAAGAAAAAUGUAGACAAUUUUUAAUGGCGGAAAAACUACAGCCUGCAAUAUUCGAGAAUCACGGAAAUAGGAAACUCGAUAUAAGCAGAUUAUCCUGUAGAAGUAAUGAAAGUUUAACAUUAUUGUCUAUGGACAGUUUAUUACACUAUCCAUUUGCUCAGAGACUGGGAAUUGACUUGAGUAAAUUUGCUGAUAAAAGUGCUGCUGUUAUACUAAAUGAAAAAAGUCGAUUGGUAGAGAUGUCUUUCAAAUUUGGAUUUGGCAAUCCAGUGAUUCGUUUUCCGAUGAGAGAAUGCGAAUGUGUUAAAACAUUCAUGUUAUUAGGACUGGAUGAGAGUGGGGUUAAAGGACGGGAAUUUAGAGCUUCCACCUGUGUGAGCAAGAUGGAAUCACAUUAUAUUCUCCAAGGACCAAUCAAUGGUGUUUCUUUGAGGGAAUUCAUCAUGAACUAUACAUUAAACAGCUUGAACAGGUCCUUUGAUACAAUAAGUACUCUCAAGUUGACAAAAGAGCGACAGUCACUGGGCAGAACAUUGGGCUCAAAAAUUGUCAUAAAACAACUAGAUACUUAUUCUUUUCUACCAACAAUACAACAAGAAAAUAAGUUUCAGGCUAUAGUUGUGUUUUAUUAUACUAAGCAGUGUUCUUUCUGCAAUGGAAUUUCUUACAUUUACCUUACAGUAGCUAAAAAGCUAUCUUUGGUGGAGGAUCUAGAAUUUACUUGUAUUGAUGGAGACCUGAACAUCCUGCCAUGGGAAUAUUCGAUGGAAAGUUAUCCAACCAUCUUAUUUUCACCCAACAAAAGGAAAUCAGAAAGUAGAGUAUUUCCAUCUGGUAUGUCGAUUACUGUGUCCAAUCUCACAGGAUUUAUUUUGACAAACUUAGAACCUGAGAUGAAACUUCAAGCCAUCUGGUCCUUAUGUAGGCAUACAAAGUUGAAAAAUGAACAGUCUUCAUGCUACUCAUCUCUAUUGAAUGAGACGCUGAUUUGCAUCGAUGGGACCUUGAAAACCUGGAGAAAAUCAAAUAAGCGGCAGAAGCAGAUGCUUCUGCACAAGUUAAAACGAUUACGUCAGUUACAUUUACUGUUUGCUCAUCAUCCAGAAGAAAACGAGGCCAUUCAAAAUUAUUUCAAGAAGCUUAAUAUGUAUAAUAAUCGAAAAGGCGAUUAUCGUGGUGGUCUCGAAAACAUGUGGUUCAAGAAUGAAUUAUAG